AUGUCUCAAUCUUUCGCGCUCCUCCGCCGUCAGCGCACGGAUGAUCUCUCCAAGCUCGCCGAUCAGCAUAUGCAGCAUGAUUUGCAACCCGAAGAUCGCGACGCUCUCAAAUCUGCAGCCUCCACUGUCUCUCUGUGGACAACAGUUGGAUCUGCUGUAGGUAUUGGGCUUGGACUCUAUGCGGCAGUUCGCUUGAGAAGCACCCGCAAAGCGUUCUUCGCUGCUGUUCGAGCGCAAGAGAGACCGACCAAGGUCGUUUUUGCGGAUGGGCGUACUGAGCCAAUUCCCGAUCUUACACCUUUGCUUAAACCGACCACCCUUGGUGACUUUGCGACGUAUUUCUUCGCUUCAGCCGGCGGUCUAUUUCUAGGCGGAGAACUCGGCUCUGACAUGGAUGAAUCAGGCUUUGCUGCUGGAGCGGCUAGUGCGAGCAGCAGCAUCUCUACUGAGCCCGAAAGACGAAAGAGAAUCGAGACCGCCUUUCGAAGAUUCCGAGCUGAUGUGCUACGACGAGAGGCCGAUGAGCUGGACAAGGGGGCAAAUGUUUCUGAUCUGAUGUUGUAG
Penicillium manginii is the source of this 564-nucleotide messenger RNA. RefSeq lists its product as uncharacterized. Bases 1 to 564 code for a protein of 187 amino acids. Lineage: Eukaryota; Fungi; Ascomycota; Eurotiomycetes; Eurotiales; Aspergillaceae. The record is from RefSeq and is a predicted model, not a curated record. The transcript has 3 exons.